AUGGAAGACUACGAUCGCCUUAGACCGUUGAGCUACCCACAAACGGAUGUUUUCGUGCUUUGCUUCAGCAUUGUUUCACCAGUUUCGUUUGAUAAUGUGGCUACUAAAUGGAUACCAGAGAUACGCCAACAUUGUCCGGAUGCGCCUAUACUACUUGUUGGAACGAAAUUAGAUCUGCGAGAUGAAGCGAGUCUUCGCAGAGGUGCGACCGAGGAGAGGCCGCCAAUAACAAGAAGUCAAGGGCAGAAGUGUGCACAGAAAAUCAAAGCGGUUAAAUACCUGGAAUGUUCAGCUCUUACACAACAAGGAUUAAAGCAGGUUUUCGAGGAGGCUGUCCGCGCGGUCAUGAAUCCAAAACAGUUAAAACAGAAGAAGUCGUGCAUGGUUCUUUGA
Molecule: messenger RNA, 393 nt
Organism: Haemonchus placei
Lineage: Eukaryota; Metazoa; Nematoda; Chromadorea; Rhabditida; Trichostrongylidae
Source: the annotation of a GenBank genome assembly